AUGGCUUGUGCUUACUCCACCUCCAACCAACCCUCUGAUUCUCUCCGCCUCAUUCAGUCUGCAAUGUACUCUGGUUUCGCCCUCAAUUUAGACGCUCUCACCAUCACAUUCUCCACCUGUUGCAAGCUUGGGAGAUUGAAUACAUUUAUGGAGGUUCAUGUGUUUGUUAUUAAAGGAGGAUAUGAGAUUGACCUAUUUGUAAGUACUGAACUAAUUGGAGUUUAUGGGGAUAAGUGUGAAUUAUCACUUGCCCACAGACUGUUCAAUAAAAUUCCUGUUAGAAAUGUUGUUGCUUGGAAUGUGAUUGUUCAGCAGUACAUUAAACAUGGUUUUCAUGAAAAGGCUGAGGAAUUGUUUGGAGAUAUGAUGGAUAUGCAUGUGGUUUCUUGGAAUACCAUGAUUUCGGGGUUUUGUCGAGCUGGGUUGUAUGCAAAGGCUGUAGCUUUGUUUCAUGAGAUGAAGUUAUCAAAAAUGAAGCCUAAUGAAGUUACAAUGCGUAUAGUUCUUUCAGCUUGUUCUGAGUUGGGUGCUUUAGAUAUGGGCAUAUGGGUCUCCAUGUGUACAUAUCUAGCCGAGAUGUUCCUGCAGUGA
Asparagus officinalis (garden asparagus) is the source of this 591-nucleotide messenger RNA. Its product is annotated as pentatricopeptide repeat-containing protein At5g66520-like. The coding region runs from base 1 to 591 and encodes 196 amino acids. The record is from RefSeq and is a predicted model, not a curated record. Lineage: Eukaryota; Viridiplantae; Streptophyta; Magnoliopsida; Asparagales; Asparagaceae. Gene Ontology annotation, molecular function: RNA binding; protein binding. Gene Ontology annotation, biological process: RNA modification. The transcript has a single exon.